This is a messenger RNA of Nerophis lumbriciformis (worm pipefish), 4137 nucleotides long. Lineage: Eukaryota; Metazoa; Chordata; Actinopteri; Syngnathiformes; Syngnathidae. The record is from RefSeq and is a predicted model, not a curated record.
CGUGCCGUAGAGAUGCUGGCGUGGGCGGCCGCCUUGCUGACCCUAUGCAUGUGGAUCCGGAGUGCCAAUUCCCAAGGACAGCUCAUGUGUCCCCACGGUCCCAGCAAUCAGGCGGACUUCUCGGUUAAAUACCCUUUGCCCCAUUUCCAAACGGUGCAUCCUAUACAGAACAUAGUGGCCAACCCACUCAACCAAGAGGUGUACGUUGCCUCACGGAACAUAGUGGAAGCGGUGGACGACAAGCUUAACCAAGUAUGGGAGGUAAAAACGGGUCCAAUUGGCAGUCCGGAGUGUAAAACCUGCCACCUGUGCAACAUGGAAAUAGAUCUCAGUGAACCGGUGGAUACGGAUAAUGAGGUGCUGCUAUUAGAUCUAUCUUUCCUGACCUACCUGUACAUAUGCGGAAGUACCCAACACGGCAUCUGUUUUUUUAUCGACCUCGAAGUCAUGCCACCAAAGCCUCAGUGUUUGUACAAAGAAAAUCAUAACUCCCGCACGUACUGCCCAGACUGUCUGGCCAGUCCAUUAGGCACCAAGAUCACCAUCGUGGAGCAGGCAGCAACAUCGUACUUCUUUGUGGCGGCCUCUGUUAAUGACAAGGUGGCACAGACGUUCCCCCGUAGGUCGGUGUCAGUGGUGAGGCCGCUCUCAACAGAAGAUGGAUUCCAAAUGGUGAUGGAGGGUCUUACGGUGCUACCUCACCUAAGGGACUCAUACAAAAUUGAUUAUAUCUACAGCUUCUCCACUCAAGAGUUCGUAUACUUCCUUUCCCUGCAGAGGGAGAACCCCUCUAAAGAUGAUUCAGCCUUUCAGACCCGUUUAGCACGGCUACCUGUGGGGACCCAUGAGGUGUGGACCUAUCGAGAGAUGGUGUUGGAGUGCAGGUAUGAACCUAAGAGGCGGCGAAGGGUACCUUUCAAGGAUGUUGUGUACAACAGACUCAUGGCGGCCCACUUUGGCCACGCGGGAAACAAUCUCGCUGUAGAGCUAUCGGUGGAUGAGAGUGAGGACAUCCUCUACGGAGUGUUUGCACGGGUUAACGCGGAGGGAGAACCCCAAAAGGAUUCAGCUCUGUGUGCUUUCUCCUUGAGUGACAUAAACAGCAAGAUUGACACUGGAGUUGAGGAUUGUUGCAGGUCCGGAAGUGAACAAUUAUCCAGAGGACUGUGUCAUUUUCAGACAUGUGAAAACUGCCCGCAUGAGUCAGGCAAUGACACAUGCACUGCCAAACCCACACUUGUUUCAAAAACGUACUACAGAGGAGACAUAUUUAACCAAAAGAUGAAGAAUGUCCUCUUCACGUCCAUCCUAGUUACCGUUCAUGGCAGACAAACUCUGGGCCACUUUGGGACCUCAGAUGGAAGAAUCCUGCAGGUCAUUCUUACAUUGGACACACCCUUUAUUUUUGCCAACUAUUCUCUUGGAGAAAUGCCAAUAUCUAGAACAGCAACUAUUUUUAAUGAUGAAUCACUACUUUUUGUGGCUGGAAAUCAGUUGUUUAGAGUGCCUACUAUAGGACCGGGCUGUACGCAUUUUGUCACGUGCCACAUGUGUUUGACGGCUCCCCACUUCAUGAACUGUGGCUGGUGCUCGGGAAUGUGCUCAAGGCAAGAUGAGUGCACUUCGCUGUGGAACAAACAUUCUUGUGCGCCAGUCAUAACAGAGUUUUACCCCAAAACGGCACCAUCGGGUGGGGAAACUGAGCUGACACUUUGUGGGAGGGAGUUUCGAUCUCCUUGGGGACCGCCCAUCAUCAAUGAUGUGACCCAUUCAGUCACUGUGGGCUCAGGGACUUUGUGUACUGUCCUACCCGACAAAAGCAGAAGUCAAGUCCUCGUAUGUAAACUGAAGGACGAAGUGUCAAACCCCAAUCUGACUAUCACUCUGGAAGUGCAUGAAGGGAAAGCAAGGGCUGAGUACUCCAUUGAAGGAAGAGCUCGGGUGUCUGGCUUCUCUGUUGUGGAGCCCAGCAUAAUAAAAAUAACACCCGAGCAUGGUCCUGUUUUUGGCGGAACACUAGUCACACUGACGGGCCACAACCUUGAUUCUGGGAUGCAGAGGGAAGCCUUUAUUGCAGACCUAACAUGUCACAUGCAAGAUACUUCUCUGGAAGAAAGUGGAUCUUUAUCAUCAAUUGUCUGCCUCACCCCGGCUGCUCUAAACAUUGGGAGUGUUCCUGUAAAACUGGUCAUCGACAACCUUGAGGUCACCACCACGAAAACGUUCCACUACAAGAAAAACCCUGUUAUAACUUCUGUGCAUCCUCAUUGCAGUUUCAGCAGUGGCUCCAAGUUGAUGAUUGAGGGUCAGAGUCUUGACUCUGCACACAAAACUGUGCUCCAGUAUACUUCAAGAAGCUCCCCUUUGCAACCCCGACAACUGGAAUGUAACAGCACAGGAAAUGCCACACACAUGAUCUGCCAAGCCCCCGUUUUCCUGUUGGAUAUGUCGGAAGAAAGGUCAGAUGUCGGGGAGCUCUCCAUUCACAUGGACAGCAUGAGAGAUGUGUGGAGGAGACGUUUUGACUACCACCCUGACGCCAAAGUUAUCCCAUUUGAAAAUGAAGACAAUGUGUUAAUCCUUAAACCGGGACAGACCGAAGUUUCGCUGCAUCAUCAAAAACUGAACACGGUAAACCUGUGUAUGAAGAUCAACAUGACAAUUGGAGAUGUGGAUUGUAACGCCAAGGUUCUGAUGAAUGAGCUGACUUGCAGGAUUCCCAAGAACCAAGCGAUCCCCAGCGAGGGAUUGCCUGUCAGGGUCACUGUGAAUGGUGAAUCCCACGAUGUGGGCACUGUCCUCUAUGAGGACUAUAAUCACGACGCAAUUAUCGCUGCCAUUGUCUUGGGUAUCAUCUUUGCCUCGAUGGCAGGCGCCGGAAUCGCCUUAGUUGUGAUGAUUCAUUUGAGGAAGAAGAAGCGAGCAGUCAUCGAGAAUCGUUUAAGUGCCAGGCUUUCGAUGAACCGCAUGGGCAGCCAAAGUGAAAUGUCGCCGACGGGUGACUAUAGGCAGGGUUCCAGCCAAACAUCUGCUUCAGGAGGCAUUGCCUUUCAAGGUCCGCUGUAUGCCGCCAGUUACGACCACCUUGUCGUCCCGUUGAUCCCUCAGGACAGCGUCUCAAUGAUCAGCCUCAAUUCGGACCUGCUUGAGGAGGUCAAAGACGUCCUCAUCCCUGCAGAGAUGCUCAGAAUUGAAACAAGCAAGAGCAUUGGGCAAGGUCACUUUGGGACCGUAUACCAUGGAUAUCUGAAGGACAGCAAAAAGCAAGAGAUGCACUGUGCUGUUAAAUCGCUGAAUCGUAUCACAGAUUUAAAGGAAGUGGAUCAGUUUCUCAGGGAGGGAAUCAUAAUGAAGGGCUUUCACCAUCCCAACAUUCUGUCACUUCUCGGCAUCAUGCUACCCAAAGAAGGGCUCCCUCUGGUGGUCCUCCCGUACAUGAAGCACGGCGACGUGCGGCAUUUUAUCCGCUCGCCGCAGAGGAAUCCAACUGUAAAAGACCUAAUAGGCUUUGGACUGCAGGUUGCCAAGGGGAUGCAGUAUUUAGCAAAGAAGAAAUUUGUGCACAGAGACCUAGCAGCUCGCAAUUGCAUGUUGGAUGAGACCUUCACCGUCAAGGUGGCAGACUUCGGCAUGGCACGUGACAUUUAUGACAAGGAGUACUAUAGUAUUCAAGACCACAGGAGGGCCAAGUUACCCGUCAAGUGGAUGGCUAUUGAAAGCUUACAGACACAGAAGUUCACGACCAAAUCUGACGUAUGGUCCUAUGGUGUGUUGAUGUGGGAGCUUAUGACCAGAGGGGCCAGUCCAUACCCAGAAGUAGACCCUUAUGACAUCACGCACUACUUACUGAGGGGCCGUCGGCUACCUCAGCCACAGUAUUGCCCUGAUAGGCUGUAUUCCAUCAUGUUGGCAUGUUGGAACCCGGAGCCCGAACAUAGACCAACGUUCAACAACUUGGUCGCAGACGUGCAGAACAUCCUGUCCUGUCUCACCGGAGAGCACUACAUCAACUUGAAGGUCAACUAUGUCAACUUAGACCAGGCCAGGGCUUACCCCUCACUGACUGCAUCUGCAGACGAAGCCGAGGGCUCAGAGUCGGACACAAGCGGUCAAGAUGGGAACAGGGAAAACCUCUAA